Aspergillus alliaceus is the source of this 1524-nucleotide messenger RNA. RefSeq names its product class I SAM-dependent methyltransferase. The coding region runs from base 1 to 1524 and encodes 507 amino acids. Gene Ontology annotation, molecular function: protein-arginine omega-N symmetric methyltransferase activity. Gene Ontology annotation, cellular component: mitochondrion. The record is from RefSeq and is a predicted model, not a curated record. Lineage: Eukaryota; Fungi; Ascomycota; Eurotiomycetes; Eurotiales; Aspergillaceae. The transcript is spliced from 4 exons. Gene Ontology annotation, biological process: mitochondrial respiratory chain complex I assembly.
AUGAAUCAUGGAGCGCGGCGAUCCCUGGCGCAAUUGAUCAAAAACCAUCACAACCGAUCACUGGUCCUCAAGUCAUCCCAACGAUGGUCUUCGACCUUUGAAACCCGACAAUGGUCUACACCAUUGGCACGCACCCUCGCAAAUGCGAUUAAAGUAACAGGACCCAUCCCCAUCGCAGCGUUCAUGCGCCAGGUCCUCACCUCCCCAGAAGGCGGCUAUUACACGACCAGACCCUCUGGCGACGGAGAGGUAUUCGGAAAGAAAGGCGACUUUGUUACGUCGCCAGAGAUCUCGCAGGUGUUCGGUGAAUUAGUCGGGAUAUGGACGAUUGCGGAAUGGAUGGCGCAGGGCCGGAAGAGUAGCGGGGUGCAGCUGAUGGAGGUUGGGCCAGGGAAGGGGACAUUGAUGGAUGACAUGUUACGGACAUUCAGGAACUUCAAGAGCUUCACCUCCAGCAUCGAAGCAAUCUACCUAGUGGAAGCCAGCGCUACGUUGAGGGAGGUCCAAAAACAACGCCUAUGCGGCGACGCCCCCAUGGAGGAAACAGAAAUUGGCCAUAAGAGCACCAGCAAGUACUUCAACGUACCUGUGAUCUGGGUCGAGGACAUCAGACUCCUGCCUCACGAAGAAAACAAAACCCCCUUCAUAAUCGCCCACGAAUUCUUCGACGCCCUCCCCAUCCACGCCUUCGAAUCCAUCCCCCCCUCCCCCGAAAACCAACCCCAACAAGACCAAGACCAAAUAAUGACCCCCACAGGCCCAGCAAAACUGCACAAACCCCUCAAACCAGCCAACACCCCCCAAUGGCGCGAGUUAAUGGUCACCCUCAACCCCAAAGCAGUAACAGAGAACCUACCGGACGAGCCCGAAUUCAAACUAACCCUCGCUAAAGCAUCCACCCCCUCCUCCCUAGUCAUCCCGGAGAUCUCAGAGCGCUACCGCGCCCUCAAGUCCCAGCCGGGCUCCACGAUUGAAAUCAGCCCAGAGAGCCGUAUCUACGCGUCUGAUUUUGCAAGACGGAUCGGUGGCGCGUCGCAGCCUCCCAGGACUGUUACCCGUGGAUCUGGAUCUGGAUCUGCGCCGCCGGCGAAGCGUGUUCCGUCUGGCGCGGCGCUGAUCAUGGAUUACGGGACUAUGUCUACUAUUCCUGUUAACUCGUUGCGGGGAAUUCAGCACCAUCGGAAGGUUCCGCCUUUGUCGUCGCCGGGGAAGGUUGAUGUUAGUGCUGAUGUGGAUUUUGUUGCGCUUGCUGAGGCGGCGUUGGAGGGGAGUGAGGGAGUGGAAGUUCAUGGGCCGGUUGAGCAGGGGGAUUUUCUGCGGACGAUGGGGAUUGCGGAGCGGAUGCAGCAGUUGCUUAAGGGGGUGAAGGAUGAGGAGAAGAGGAAGACGUUGGAGAGCGGGUGGCAGAGAUUGGUGGAGAAAGGGGGCGGUGGGAUGGGCAAGAUCUAUAAGUUCAUGGCUAUUGUGCCGGAGAACUCGGGUAAGAGAAGACCUGUUGGGUUUGGGGGUGGGAUUGAUGUAUAG